This is a messenger RNA of Ostertagia ostertagi, 969 nucleotides long. Lineage: Eukaryota; Metazoa; Nematoda; Chromadorea; Rhabditida; Trichostrongylidae. The record is from the annotation of a GenBank genome assembly.
AUGUACAGCAACUACAUCACAGACAUCUGGGUAAAACCUAAGCAGUUGGCUCGCAGUGCCAGCUUCACACACCUCACAUACAUCAAGGAAGCCGUACAUGACUAUCCAAUCAAAAAAUCGGACUCGGUUUCCACUCUCGCGCCUUCUUUGGCACUUCCGCAGUACUGCAGAGAGGCCCAACGUAUUGUACACACCGCUCCCGUUUACAAGCCUCACGUGCACAACUGGUACAACAACAGCUAUUCGGACACUCACGAUAUUAUUAAUCGGCCAUAUCGUCCUUCAAUCAACUACAUGACUCCUUUAUCAUCACAUGUACCGUACUAUACGUUCCAAACGAGACGAAUCUUCUUUGAUGAGAAAAUGAAAAACAACGCGUCGUAUCUUCGGGAAUCGCAAAAGUACCUGGACCGCUAUGUUGGAGCACGGCUAAAGGCCGACGACUACGCCAACCGAUUCGCAUAUUCUGCCUACGAAUGGCGAAAGCCACAAGAUCAUGCCUUCAACCGGCACUUCAUAGAGGCCCAACGUAUUGUACACACCGCUCCCGUUUACAAGCCUCACGUGCACAACUGGUACAACAACAGCUAUUCGGUGGCACGAUGGAAGGACACUCACGAUAUUAUUAAUCGGCCAUAUCGUCCUUCAAUCAACUACAUGACUCCUUUAUCAUCACAUGUACCGUACUAUACGUUCCAAACGAGACGAAUCUUCUUUGAUGAGAAAAUGAAAAACAACGCGUCGUAUCUUCGGGAAUCGCAAAAGUACCUGGACCGCUAUGUUGGAGCACGGCUAAAGGCCGACGACUACGCCAACCGAUUCGCAUAUUCUGCCUACGAAUGGCGAAAGCCACAAGAUCAUGCCUUCAACCGGCACUUCAUGUAUGACCAAGGAGUCACCGCAUUCACACCCACAGAAAUCCUGUCUCUUUCUACGACAAGCAGGCACUCAGAAGACUCUACAAAUUGA